ACAGCAUGAACGUGCAAAUAAUUAUUUUUGUGUCCUAACAUGAAUUGGCCUGUCAAUAAACAAAGAACUAUCUUGUCAAUAAAUGUUUGACUAGGAGAAGUUGUAAGACUAAGGGAAUAGUCUUAAGUUGUGUGUUGGUUUUACUGUAGGUAUUCUGUACAACCAGCUAUGGCAAAAAGCAUACGUAGUAAAUGGAAAAGAAAAAUGAGAGCAGCAAAACGAGAGAGAUAUGCAGUAAAAGAAUUGAUACAGUUGAAGAAAGUUCUAGAAAAUGAUCAAGGAGAUGUUGACAUGGCAGCAGUGUACACAGUUACAGAUGCAAAGACCUUGGCCAAACAGCAGUCAGAAAGGAUAAGAGGUGAUUUAAAAGAACCAGAAUCCAUGAUGGAGUUAGAUAAACCUCAACGAAACUAUAACCCCUCCACACUUAAAGAUCAAUAUGGAAAUUAUCCCGUCUGGAUGAAUCACAGAAAAAUUAAAAAAAUGAAGGCAAAGCAAAGAAAAGCGUCAAGAAAAGCAAAGAAGAAAAAAAAUUAAAAUCUUUAUUUUUUUAUGUACAGAAACAUUAAUAUUGUGAUUAAUGAUGAAAUCUAUUGAAAUUAAAGAUCUUAAUACCCAGAAAAUAAGAACUUUGUUAAUUGAGGACAACUUAUCUUGUAGUAAUAUAGAAAGUUUUAAUACAACAAAAAGUGUUGAAACAAAGUCAAAACUACAAAAACCGAGUUACUUAAAAUGUAAAAUAUUUGAUCCCUACUUUGGCAAAUCACUGUAAUUCUGAUCCAAAGCAGGGAUAGCUAGCUAGGUUAAGUUUAUAUUGAUCCCUACUGAUCUUUAUAAAGUAUAAUAUUUUUUA
Molecule: messenger RNA, 853 nt
Organism: Limulus polyphemus (Atlantic horseshoe crab)
Lineage: Eukaryota; Metazoa; Arthropoda; Merostomata; Xiphosura; Limulidae
Product: protein LLP homolog
Exons: 4
Coding region: 169-537 (122 amino acids)
Biological process (GO): dendrite extension
Cellular component (GO): nucleolus
Molecular function (GO): RNA binding
Source: RefSeq, a predicted model, not a curated record